Molecule: messenger RNA, 1374 nt
Organism: Emericellopsis atlantica
Lineage: Eukaryota; Fungi; Ascomycota; Sordariomycetes; Hypocreales; Bionectriaceae
Product: phosphoribosyltransferase-like protein
Exons: 4
Coding region: 1-972 (323 amino acids)
Biological process (GO): ribonucleoside monophosphate biosynthetic process; purine nucleotide biosynthetic process; 5-phosphoribose 1-diphosphate biosynthetic process
Cellular component (GO): cytoplasm; ribose phosphate diphosphokinase complex
Molecular function (GO): magnesium ion binding; ribose phosphate diphosphokinase activity
Source: RefSeq, a predicted model, not a curated record
AUGUUGGACCAAAUGGCAAACGAAAUCAAGCUGCUGUCGGGCACGUCUCACCCGGAUCUCAGCGCGCAGGUCGCCAGUCGGCUCGGCAUUGAAGUCGCAAACACCCUGAGUCUUCACUACUCCAACCAGGAGACCAGCGUCUCCAUUGGCGAAUCCGUCCGUGACGAGGAUGUUUUCAUCCUGCAGUCCACGGCCCCCGGCGAUGUCAACGAUGGCCUCAUGGAGCUCCUCAUCAUGAUCCACGCCUGCCGCACCGCCUCGGCUCGUCGCAUCACGGCUGUGAUCCCCAACUUUCCCUAUGCCCGACAGGACAAGAAGGACAAGUCGCGCGCGCCCAUCAGCGCCAAGCUCAUCGCCAACAUGCUCCAGGUGUCUGGCUGCAACCACGUUAUCACCAUGGAUCUCCAUGCGUCGCAAAUUCAGGGCUUCUUCAACGUCCCUGUUGACAACCUCUAUGCGGAACCCUCUGUGUUGCGCUGGAUCCGCGAGAACCUCGACUCGCAGAACUGCGUCAUUGUCUCGCCUGACGCCGGUGGUGCCAAGCGCGCAACCUCCAUCGCUGAUCGUCUAGAGACUGCCUUUGCUCUCAUCCACAAAGAGCGCCCCCGUCCCAACGAGGUAGGCCGCAUGGUCCUUGUUGGUGAUGUCCAGGACAAGGUGGCCAUCUUGGUGGACGACAUGGCCGACACGUGUGGUACUCUAGCCAAGGCCGCGCAGACAGUCAGCGACCACGGUGCCAGGGAAGUUUGGGCGAUUGUCACGCACGGUAUUCUCAGCGGUAAGGCCAUUGAUACUAUCAAUGCGUCGGUUCUGUCCGGACUGGUUGUGACCAACACUGUUCCUCUUGGUGACAAGACGGAGCGCUGCCCGAUACUCAAAGUGAUGGAUGUCUCCGGGACGCUAGCCGAGGCCAUUCGCCGCACACACAACGGCGAGUCUGUGUCGUACCUCUUUACCAAUGUCCCUCACUAGUCGAAAAAAGGUGUGGCUCUCGCCAAAUGCAUUUAGGAUAGGAGUUCAGGUUGUCUUCAGGAAAUCAAUAGAACCAAAACGCCCGUUUUCUUUCCAGGCGCUAAUGAGUGCUCGGGUUGGGCUGGCGUUGUCUCUCUUGGGAACAUGGAUAUGUUGUACGCCGGCAAAAGUGGUUAUUAGGAUAGCGUGGGUACACAAGCGACUAAUGAUAAAUUCAUGGUAUUUUUCAAUGUUAGCAUCGGGUCGUCGUCAAAGUAUCGAUGCAUUCAUGACUGAAAGACAACAAGGCCUUCUUUCAGCAUCAUGUCAACAGGGGAAAUCAGGUUGUAAACUCAAGCUGUUAUGAACACCCAGAGACUCAAGAAACACGUAAAAUCCUCGAAGAAUCAAGGAGAAAGCCUC